Molecule: messenger RNA, 1692 nt
Organism: Nannospalax galili (Upper Galilee mountains blind mole rat)
Lineage: Eukaryota; Metazoa; Chordata; Mammalia; Rodentia; Spalacidae
Gene: Ces4a
Product: carboxylesterase 4A
Exons: 15
Coding region: 1-1692 (563 amino acids)
Source: RefSeq, a predicted model, not a curated record
AUGGCAGAAGCUGGCCAGAGCACACUGUGGAUUCUGGGCUUGAGCCUCACCCUUUGCCUGGUAGUCCAGACAGCCUUAGGUGCUGUGUGUACCAAGGAGCCUCUUGUGGUCACCAAACAUGGGAUCCUCCAAGGAAAGCAGAUCCAUGUGGGAAAGACACCCGUCCAUGUCUUCCUUGGAAUCCCCUUCUCCAAACCUCCUGUGGGGGUCCACAGGUUUGCCCCUCCAGAGCCCCUGGAACCUUGGAAUGGAAUCAGAGAUGCCACCACCUACCCACCUUCGUGCCUUCAGGAGACCUGGGGGCAGAUAACUUCCAUGUACUUAAACACCCGGAAACAAUACAAAUGGCUGCACUUCAGUGAGGACUGCCUCUACCUGAACGUGUACGCUCCGGGGCACGCCCCUGGGGACCCUCUGCUGCCGGUGAUGGUCUGGUUCCCCGGAGGCGCCUUCCUCAUCGGCUCUGCUUCCACCUACGAGGGUUCAGAAUUGGCCGCCCGAGAGAAAGUGGUGCUGGUGUUCCUGCAGUACAGGCUGGGCAUCUUGGGCUUCUUCAGCACUGGAGAUAGCCAGGCCCGGGGGAACUGGGGGCUGCUGGACCAGAUAGCAGCUCUGCACUGGGUGCAGGAGAACAUCGAGGCCUUUGGUGGAGACCGAAACAGCGUGACACUGUUUGGCCAGUCGGCAGGAGCCAUGAGCAUCUCGGGACUGUUGAUGUCACCCCUAGCUCAGGGUCUCUUCCAUCGGGCCAUUUCCCAGAGUGGCACUGUGAUCAUGAAAGUCUUCAUCACCCCUGAUCCACUGAAGGCAGCUAAGAAAAUUGCUCACAUGGCUGGCUGCAACCACAACAGCACAAGAAUCAUGGUAGAAUGUCUGAGGGCUCUAUCAGGGGCUCAGGUGAUGCAUGUGUCCAAGAGAAUGGCAUUCUUUCAUGUCAAUCUCAAGAAAGAUCCAAAAGACGUUAUAUGGUUCUUGAGCCCUGUAGUGGAUGGUGUGGUAUUCCCAGAGGACCCUGUGGUACUCCUGACCCAUGGAAAGGUCACACCUGUGCCCUACCUUCUAGGUAUCAACAGCCUGGAGUUCGAGUGGACCUUGCCUUUUCUCAUGAAGUUGCAGCUAACCCAGCACUUAAUGAACAAAAAAUUCCUCACAAGAUUUCUCUGGAGUUCCAGAACCCUGCUGAAUAUCACUAAAGAGCAGAUCCCACUGGUCAUGGAGGAAUACUUGAAUGAUGCCAUCGAUAAGCAUGACUGGAAGAUGUUCCGAAACCACCUGAUAGACCUACUUGGAGAUGCCACCUUCGUGUACUCCACGCUUCAAGCUGCCUGCUACCACCGGGAUGCUGGCUUUCCGGUCUAUCUGUAUGAGUAUGCACACCAUACUUCAGGCAUAAUUGUCAAACCUCGAACUGAUGGAGCAGACCAUGGGGAUGAGCUUUCAUACAUCUUUGGGAGCCCCUUCUCCAAAGGCUCAUCCACAGCUGAAGAAAAGGCAUUCAGCCUCCAGAUGAUGAAAUACUGGGCCAACUUUGCCCGCACAGGGAACCCCAAUGACAAGAAGCUGCCCUACUGGCCACGAUUUGAAGAGGAUGAGAAAUACCUGCUGUUGGAUUUCACUACAAGGGCAGGUGUGAAGCUCAAGGAGAAGAGGAUGUCCUUUUGGGGAAGUUUGCACCAGCCUCCAAGAUCUUAG